Molecule: messenger RNA, 859 nt
Organism: Strongylus vulgaris
Lineage: Eukaryota; Metazoa; Nematoda; Chromadorea; Rhabditida; Strongylidae
Source: the annotation of a GenBank genome assembly
AAUUAGCUUUCAGUUUUCUCAAUGUGAAGCACGAACAGUACCCAAUCCUGAUUUCCCUCCAGAAUGCCGAGUUGGAGAAGCAAACCUUUACGAUCCUUCUUUGUCCAUGGAAGUACCUUGGUUCAAUGUUGAUCUCGAUGCUCCUGCAAAGGAAAGAUUUAAACAUGUUGUGAGGCCAUUCAAGAACGAAAUCCAAGCAGUUUUUGAUGUUUUGGGAGGUAUAGCAGAUGAAUUGGGGUGUAACCUUGGCCAACUGGCAUUUCUCAACAUUUUCUACGAAUUAUCCCGCUUCUGCACCUCCAUAGUCGCUCAACCAACUGGAAAUAAAGAUAUGUGGCACGCAAGAGGAGGAGAAAUUCCAGGAAUGAAGCCAAAUGGAUUUUCGCUCUCGAUGAACGCUAAAGUUCAGCCGGACAUCAAAAACAUCAUUGCAUGGUUAAAUGGCGAUCGACCUGACAUCGAGUUUGCUAUGUAUUUUGAUAGAAAAGUAUUCGAGGAAGCAAACACUUUCGACGAAGCCCGACAACUCAUCUACAAAGUUCCAAUGCUAUCUGGAGCAUAUUUCAUUCUUGGAGGAAAUAAGCCAGGACAAGGAUCCGUGAUUGUAAGAAAUACUACGGAUGUUCAAUUCGAGCGCAAACUUUUCGAUGGAGAUAAUGAUUGGUUUGUACUCCAGACAAACUAUGAUCCGGACAAGUUACUUUUAGAAAUUAGCUUGACACCAGCAUGGAUUUUCCAGGUACUAAAAUCGCGACCACUUCUGAACAAGACAACAGUUCAUACUGUCAUCAUGUCCGUCACAAAGGACGUCUACCAGACGUUCAUCCAAUCCUGCCCCAAUCCUUGCUGGGCAUUUUAG